AUGAAGCCUGUUGUAUCUGUUCUAAAUGCCUGGUCUUGCGUUGUCAUCUCUGCCUUCGCUAUUGUCAUUCUGUCCGUCCUCGGAUCAUUAUACAAGAGCGAACACCAUGGAUUCACCGGAUCGGAAAACGACCCCGAAGAUGGCGGUGCAGUUGCGGCUUCGAUUUUCACCGCGGUGAUCAUAUACGCUUGUUUCUUCGUUUUCUGCGCCUUCCAGGCUUAUCUGCACAUGAGAAGCCGCCGGAGAGGUGCUAUCUCGCUAAGCUAG
Molecule: messenger RNA, 267 nt
Organism: Aspergillus udagawae
Lineage: Eukaryota; Fungi; Ascomycota; Eurotiomycetes; Eurotiales; Aspergillaceae
Exons: 4
Coding region: 1-267 (88 amino acids)
Source: RefSeq, a predicted model, not a curated record